UUCUCCUUUAACCCUCUAAUGUUUCACCGGUUCUGUUCCUCUCUCUCUCGCUCCUCCACCAUCUUCCCCAAAUCCAUAAAGUCUCCUCCUUUCCCUUUCCCUCGCUCCCUCCGUCGAUCUCCUCUUACUCUCUCCUUCUCCUCCUUCAAAAUGUCCGACACCAAUCCAUCACCAAUCCCAUCUCCGACCAAACAAGAAACCCUCCGCUCUCUCGAAUCCCACCUCGCCUCCCCCUUCACCUCCUCCCCCAUCAUCCCCCCUCCCAACCAACUCAUCAUCGUCAUCUCCGGCCCCAGCGGCGUCGGCAAAGACGCUGUCAUCACCAAGCUCCGAGAAUCCCGCCAACGUCUCCACUUCGUCGUCACCGCAACUACCCGCCCGAUGCGCCCCGGAGAAGUCGACGGCAAAGACUACUUCUUCGUCACCAGAGACAACUUCCUCUCCAUGGUCGAGAACGACGAGCUCUUAGAGUACGCCUUGGUCUACGGAGAGUACAAAGGCAUCCCCAAGAAGCAGAUCCGCGAGUCCAUGUCCAAAGGGGAGGACAUCGUCCUCAGAGUCGACAUCCAGGGAGCGCAGACGCUGCGGAGGAUACUCGGUAGCUCCGCGGUGUUUGUGUUCUUGGUUGCGGAGAGCGAGGUCGCGAUGGUGGAGAGGUUGGUCGAUAGGAAGACGGAGAGCCAGGAGGAGUUGCUUGUGAGAGUGGCGACGGCGAGGGAAGAGGUUAGGCAUUUGAAGAGCUUUGAUUACGUUGUGGUUAAUGCCAAAGGGAGGCUUGAUGACGCGGUGAGCCGCGUGGAAGCUAUUAUUGAUGCGGAGAAGUCUAGAGUUCACCAGAGGGUUGUCAGGAUUUGACUGAUAUCCAUUGCUCUGUGGCGUAUUGCUCGCUGACUUCAGAUAUGAUUUCAUCACAGAACAAAAAGUUUUUUUUCAUUCUGGUGAUACUACCUCCACUGAGUUUACAAGGAUUGUUUUUUUUUUUGGUUUUGUUUGUUGAUUAAUCUAUCAUAUCUUUACAUUUUACAUGGAUAGAUUAUGUUAUCAUCAUUCUCACAAUUUGGUUACAUCCUGUUACUUAAA
Brassica oleracea var. oleracea is the source of this 1080-nucleotide messenger RNA. Its product is annotated as guanylate kinase 3, chloroplastic. The record is from RefSeq and is a predicted model, not a curated record. NCBI's taxonomy places the organism in Eukaryota, Viridiplantae, Streptophyta, Magnoliopsida, Brassicales, Brassicaceae. Gene Ontology annotation, cellular component: cytosol. Gene Ontology annotation, biological process: purine nucleotide metabolic process. Gene Ontology annotation, molecular function: GMP kinase activity.